AUGGCCGGUUUGCUCGCCUCGGUCGUCAAGUAUGCGUCGGUCUCAGUAGCCAUCUCGGUCGCAUUGUACGCGGCCCUGCUCGGCCUGCUCACGACCGCCAGCUUCCAGUCGCAUGUGGUUUAUUUACAUUCUAUCCAGAUGACCUGGUUUAAGGAUCUGAAUGUGCCAGAAACAUUUGGCUUUCUUCGCAACCAAGUCACACCGUUCUCUCUCCGAACGGCCGACGGCGAGCGGCUGUACGCGUGGCAUGUCUUGCCGAUUGAGCUCUAUCGCAAACAUGAGCUCGAACUGGUCGCGGAGCCGGUGGGCUUUGUCCCCGAUAUCACCUCCCGCCACGCCUUCCGACUACUGCGUGAUGAUCCCGAUGCUCGACUGGUAAUUCACAUGCAUGGAGCCGGGGGCACCGUGGGUUCAGGCUAUCGGGUGCCCAACUACCGCGCGCUGUCCGCCGGGCAGCCAGGGAAAAUCCACGUUCUUACGUUUGACUACCGCGGCUUUGGACGCAGCACGGGAAUCCCCUCGGAAAGCGGGCUGAUCCUGGAUGCAAUGACGGUGCUUGACUGGGCCAUGAACGUGGCGGGGAUCCCGCCCUCGCGGAUCCUGAUCUUCGGGCAGUCGAUGGGGACUGCCGUGAGCGUGGCCGUCGCCAACCAUCUGGCAUUGCAGUUCCCCCCUGUCACCCUCGCGGGGAUAGUUCUGGUUGCCCCCUUUGUCGAUGUGCCCACUCUCGUUUCCACGUACCGCGUUGCCGGAACGAUUCCCAUCCUGUCGCCGCUGGCUAGGUUUCCGCUGCUGUUCAAUUAUCUGCAUCGCUUUAUCCGCGACAAGUGGUUGACCAAAGACCGGAUCGCCCAGUAUGUGCGAGCCCAUGAAGCGAAUGCCGAAAAGUAUCGCCUCACCAUCAUCCAUGCCGAAGACGACUACGACAUCCCCUGGCACCAUACGCCAAUGGUCUUCUGGCACGCGGUGAAUGCAUCUGUACCCGCGGGGAUCAGCUACGAGGACCUGGAGAUGAGGAAGCUCGAGUCCAAGAUUGAUCUUGGUGCGGCCGGGUCUGUCAUGGAAUGGCGUACCGACCAUGGUGUCAUCCGCGAGGAGAUUCUCAAGACAGGCCUACAUGAUGUAGUAAUGGGUUACCCCAUCGUUACCAUGGCAGUCAUGCGGUCGUUCGAAUCGACGGACCCAUUCUUUACCAGCUGA
Penicilliopsis zonata CBS 506.65 is the source of this 1200-nucleotide messenger RNA. RefSeq lists its product as hypothetical. Lineage: Eukaryota; Fungi; Ascomycota; Eurotiomycetes; Eurotiales; Aspergillaceae. Bases 1 to 1200 code for a protein of 399 amino acids. The record is from RefSeq and is a predicted model, not a curated record. The transcript has a single exon.